Messenger RNA from Penicillium waksmanii, 324 nucleotides. RefSeq lists its product as uncharacterized. The coding region runs from base 1 to 324 and encodes 107 amino acids. The transcript has a single exon. The record is from RefSeq and is a predicted model, not a curated record. Lineage: Eukaryota; Fungi; Ascomycota; Eurotiomycetes; Eurotiales; Aspergillaceae.
AUGCACCUGCUCAAUCGAACACCCUUCCGGAGGCGCGAGAUUAGACGACUCCUCGCGAUCAUCGAUUUUCUCGAUCCAAGGUCCAUUGCCACCAAGGUGCUGCAGCAAGUUCCACCCCUUGCGGUGCGUCUUGGGCCCGCCUUCUACAGGAACUUGGAGAGGGUGAAACCAGGUUUUCCAACUGCCAACAUGGGGAGACGCAAGACUGCGGUCCCUCCCGGGCGGCGUGAAUGGCUGUAUUAUUGGCAAGGAUCUCGAUUCAUGAUUGUAAAAUGUAAUGGCGCAGACGACCACAAGAAGGAGAAUCGAAACCUUCACAAGUGA